Molecule: messenger RNA, 4317 nt
Organism: Amoebophrya sp. A120
Lineage: Eukaryota; Dinophyceae; Syndiniales; Amoebophryaceae
Source: the annotation of a GenBank genome assembly
AUGAAGAAGAAGCAGGAAGCAAGAACUUGAUAUGAAGACAUUUUUAUUUGUUCAGCGGAAUAAUUAUUGCAGCGCUGGUCCCUAUGCUGUCCACCUGAACUUUUUGUGAAGAGCUUUCAUCAUUACUUCUUUAGAUUUAGAGGCCUCCUUAUUUCGGGGAUUCCAUUUUCAAAACCGAAAAUACCAAGGUGGUACUAUUUCGAAUUUUCUUUAUUUCGCGAAGCACUUGGAAUUUUGAAAAAAGUUUGAAGCACCAGGUGUAUAUCUUCGUCUGAAGCCAUCAACAACUGAACAAUUUAUUUUGUACGUCUUAAAAUUUGACAGUACAACAACUACUGGUCCAAGUGCUUUAUAUGCGAAGAUAUCCAACUACUUCAAAAUCACUAACAUAUUUAUAAAGUGUUGAAAUCAUGGCGAGCAUGACGAAUGCAUCCGCGUUUCGUCUGACAUUUGUUCUUGCGCAGAGUGUUUUCUUUUCUGGUGUUGGUGAAGCUGCACGAGGAGGUCGAAAGGGCCGGGGCGGCGGCGAGAAAAAAGUGAAUCUGAAUGCACAAAAAGCGGUAUUGACGAAAGAAGAGAUACAGAAUCUGAAAGAGGUGUUACAGAAAAAAGUUAGGUGCUACCACGACGCGGCACUGGUCCAAAUUGAGUGUCACAAUGGGAGCGAAAGUUGGGACGGGGCGCUGCGAAAGAUGAUGAAUACGGUUCCUGCUGCCCGAGAAAUCCCUUUUUCCGAGGAACCUGCGGGAACGCGCUCGAAGACCACGGGAAACGAGCGCUACAGCUUGAAACAGCAGAAGGAUGUUCUGGGACUGCUUGCGGGGAAGAUCCGGAGCAACUUGCACGACGAACAUAAUGUUGUGCAACGGCUUAUUGAGCAAUUGGAUCGCGGAGGUCCCAUCACCGCAGAGACCGAUUUGAGGAUGGAGACGCUUUUCUGGCCGGCCUUUGGGUUCCCCAAGGGCCAGUCCAUUAUUCAGGCUUUCUUCGCGGGUAGCCGCUGCUUACGGGCGCGACAAAAUUUUUGGAAUCGCAAGUGCACCGAGACUCUGUACGGCCACCUCCGAGCAGCAAGCGAAGAAGCAAAGAAGCAGUACAGAGGGCACAGCGAAGCAGAGAAAGUUUUCUGCGGAAGCGAGGACGUCGGCGUCACGGAAGCAGGAGAGGAACCUCUCAUGCCGAUGAUAGAAAAGACGUUGUCGCGUGUCAAGCAGGCGAGGGACCUCUUCCGCGAACAAAUUCGCCCGUAUGUUAAGCAGAAGCAGCAAGCGGCGCAGCGUCAGGCGAGCAUAGCUGGCAGCGGCAGUAGCGGGGGCCACAACCAGCAGUCGAGCCGAUUCGACCUGCUGACCGCGGGUGCGGGCGAAGAUAACGGCCAGAGUGAGAGCGAUGUUGGGUCACCAGCAUCUUCCUACUCGACGGGCGGGUCGAUGAGCGACUCGGCUAACCAACGGCAGGGGCGUCGUGCUUCGUCGGGUCGUGGUGUUCUCGCUAGACGCAAGAAGACGCAAGCAGCUAAGAGAGGUGGCGCGCAGGUGUGGGCUCAAGCUGCGCUUCUGGCCAGAGAAGCGGGCGAAACGGACGAAUUGCUGGAAAAACUGUUCGAAAAGGAGAGGAAACGAAACCAGGCCGAGAGGCUUGAGCAGCUGGGGGACGACAUUGUGAAUCCAGUCGGCAGUGCAAGUGCUUUCGGGAUGUUAUUAGCCACUCCGAUGGACAUGGCGAGGGCCGCGGCGAUGCGGCGGGCGGAACUACAGAUGAAGCGGCACAAAGGUUCAUCUGCGCCGGGUCAUCAACAAGCAGCGGCACAACCUCCGUCGAGCCAGCGCUUCGAGGAGUUGCGGCCGUACCUGGUGGCGCUGUGCCAGUUUGAGCCCGAAAGUUUAAGAGCAGAUGACGGGAAGAUGACCGAGAGAUCCUCAAGUGCCCUUUCAAGAACGGGAGCGCCGGCGGCCCCAGACGAGCUCGAAAGCAUCGCGACGAAGUGUGGUUCGCCCCAAGCGAGUCGGUAUGUGUUCACAUAUCUCACCCCCCUUCUGCAACUUGGUGUUAGUGGCCGAAGUGGGGAAAGAGCGGCUACAGUGUUGCGCAACUUCAUCGCGAGCACUGAAACGGCCUCAGCGAAACAACUGGAAGAAAUGCUGCAGCAUAAAGCCUCGCCGGAGAGUCAGCUUCACGACUGGCGCGUGCACCAGAUGGCGCUCUUGGCGGGUGUGGAUGCGGCAGAGGAUUUGGUGAAAUUCUCGAUAGAGCAUCUUAGGUCCUACGACCUCAAUCGCGUCAUGAGCUUGAUUAGGGACCGCUGGGAAAAGGAGUGGAAAAAAGACCAAGCGCAAUAUGAAGAAACGCUUUUCGAGGCGUAUUCUCAGCGAGCUGCGAGGGGAGAGCCACUCGGCAAGGAUGGCGACGAAAAGGAUCUUGCUGACGUGGGGGAGCCUGAUUCCGAUGCCUAUGCCCUAAAAAAUCCAUCUCUACGCCCAUCUUUUCAAAAUUCCCCCUAUCGGUCUGCCGCCAUUUCGUUGCAUUUGCAUACAUACAGCCCAUCGCAAAACCCCAAAACCGAAGUCGCGUCCGCGGCCGAACAAGAAAACAACUCCUGCCUGGCAGCAGCUGUUAAAAUUUGAAGAGAUGCCUUCUUCAGCAUCUUGUCGAAAUUUGGCAACCUUUCGCAGCGCGGGCCCGACCAGCCCGCCCGCAGAUCCUAACUUGCAAGACUGCUUGGCGCAUCUAUUUCCGGGGCGCGUUUUUGGUUUUGCGGGCUCUUGGCGGGGCGCUGUAUGUGUUGCGAGGCACAUCUCCACAAAAUGCAGAAGGUGAAGGAAGAACAGGCACUGGAGAAUGCAAGCAAUCGCCAAUCGUCCGAGAAAUAAGUUGAAAAGAUGCAGCCACACACAGGGCUCAUCUUUUCAGGUUUGGAAGCUAUCAAAGUUUGAAAAGACUGAUGCUCUUUCGGCAUCUUUUCAAAUUUUGAUAAGUGGGCGCCCACAGCUCUUCAAACUUUGAAAAGAUGUCGAUUUCAAAUUUCGACCACAACCGCAACAACGCAAAAGGAAACAUCUUUUCAAGUUUUGACUACCUGUUUGCUGAGGUGUCAGUCCAAAGAGGUUGCUCUUGUUAUCUUACUCUGCUCUCCGUUGUGUGAUGGAUUUUGAUAAGCCUUCCAUUACCUGUGCAAGCAGGGGCGCACCCAGGGUCCAUGGCCUCAUGCAUAGGGUUGGGGGGUGCGCUUGGUUCUUGGUUUUUUUCUUACAAUGGGGCGCUUGGCUUGCGUUUCUACCCCGGGCUCGGGGCAGAAAUGGAACAGCCUGGCUUAGCGCGCUUGCACAGGCGUAAGCGCAGCCGCCACCGGAGAGGCGCUACCCGAUAAUCGAAGAGGGCGCCGGGAAAUGAACUCGCCAAAAUUUGAAAAGAUAGCCAAAAAGGUGGAUAUUUUUCGGAAGGACUCUUCUGAGUUGGCCGGACUUGAAUCUACUGAUGUCCAUCCCGCAGAACUGAUUUUGAUCUGGCGAAGAAAUAGUGUCGCUCGUGCCGCUCGCAGGGAGCUGUAUGACGUAUUCGCAAAAGAGAGGAUGUUAAUGGCUGAGGCGGCGGAGGAAGAUGCGAAGUGCCAGCAGCCGUGCCGGGCCGGUUUGUUGGGGGCGUUGCCCUGCUGCAAGUCGAGGGCGGGCCCGGAGGUGCAGAGAAGUCUGGCGAAGUUGGCGAAGCUUCGGCAAGAGUUGCAACUUGUCACAGAAGAGAGACUGCUGAAAGAAGAAAAGGCGGAAGAGGUUGAGCGCAUCUCUGUUUUUGUUAAUGGGAAGCUGAAGGCCGUCGCAGCGCGUAAUGUAUUGGGCUUGCAGCUUCUGCGCGGGCUGAAGAACGACAUGAACGCGAUUCGUGUUGGUGGGCAGAAGCGUGGGAGAUCCUGGCAGGCGGACAUCCAGAAUCUGCUUGAAGAACAGUGUCGCCGGAUCGAAAAGCACCUAGAUGUCCUGGACGCACGGACCAAACCCGGGAAAGCGCCAAAUGUCCGACAGAGAGCGCAGAAGAGUCUACUCGUUUGGCUGCAGGGCCGCUUGGAAACGUUUUUCAAGUAUAACCAAAGCAAGCAAUUGAUGCUGUCCACCGACAGGGAUUGGGUAAUGUUGGGGGAACAAUUGGCCCUCGACUUUUUGUAUGGAAGCGAGGACCUUCCUCCAGGAACGGAGCCCCUGGUCGUACAGAAGUGGAUAACUAACUAAGAAAUGGCAAAGCCAUAGGAGGCACUGUAAGUAACUAGCAAUUUUUGCAAAACACGAACACACUUCUUCUUUCGUUCCAGAUGGUGUCUAUGUGUUG